CCCUUUCCUCUCUCGUAUGUCAGGUCUCCCUUUAAUUCGCUGCCACAAUCGGCAAUAGCAAAUUAAUUUGUGGGCUUUUUUUGUGUUCUCGUCCCUUUCCUCUCCUGACCUAUUAAUUAUUUAUCUCUGACUGUCUUUUUUCCUAUAUCUUCUACUCUCCUUUUCUUUUUUCCCUUUCUAUUCAAUGAGCUUGGCGACAUGAGCACAAUGACACCGAGCAAAGACGAACCAAUUUUACCACCUACCGAGGAACAACAACAACAGCAAGUAACAGAAGUAGCAGCAGCAGAAGACGAUCAGGCAUUGUCUACCGUUGCCAUUGCCGUCAUUUGCGUUUGUGUCGUUGUUGGCGUAGCUCUAUUAGUGGGCUUUAUUUUGAUACUACGCCGCAUGCGACGAAGACGUAACGCGCACAAUGCUGGAUUCGUUACGUUUGACGACGCACAAUCAUGGCAAAAAGCAUCCAUGUCCUUUAGUGGCGAGCAUCAGCACCACUAUCACCCGCCACCACCACCAGAAACACACGACCUUGUAUUCAACUCAAUAUUGGAGCACCCCCCACGAGCGCCUGCUUCUUCGCAUCAGACCAGUAGCAAAAACAGCAACUCCUUGUCCACGACAAGCAUGAUGUUUGAAGACGGGUACGAGAAGUCAGAAGAAGACGAUAAGAUUCUCAUGUCGCUGGCUCGACAGAAGGAUUGGACUCAACUGUAUCGCCCAUUAACGCCUUCUCAACUCGAACAACAACAACGUCCGCAUCGCAUUUCAAACAGCUCAUCGUAUCAUGUCUGGUGAAGAACUAUAGUUCUUCUCCGCUGUCAAUCUACCUUCGCCCCCCACCCCUUUGUCCUCUUCUUCAUGUACCAUAGCCCAUCAUCACAUGUUCCAUUUUAACAAUCAUUCCCAGUCCUCUCGCCCUUUCCGUGUAUCCUUUCGAUUACUUCCGCUCUCAUUGUAUAUAACUCUUUCUUUUUGUUCUCUCCCUCGUGCCCCUUGUGUUCCUCGUGUGAUUGAAUAAUCUGUCAAAAACAAACAAACGAACAAUAAGAGUUUCCUUUUUAGCUCCAUUUUCUUUGUUCAAGUGCCGCAUCAUCUUUUUUUUUUUUUUUU
Molecule: messenger RNA, 1110 nt
Organism: Zychaea mexicana
Lineage: Eukaryota; Fungi; Mucoromycota; Mucoromycetes; Mucorales; Lichtheimiaceae
Exons: 1
Coding region: 199-795 (198 amino acids)
Source: RefSeq, a predicted model, not a curated record